This is a messenger RNA of Colletotrichum abscissum, 594 nucleotides long. RefSeq lists its product as uncharacterized. Gene Ontology annotation, molecular function: voltage-gated proton channel activity. The coding region runs from base 1 to 594 and encodes 197 amino acids. The record is from RefSeq and is a predicted model, not a curated record. The transcript is spliced from 2 exons. NCBI's taxonomy places the organism in Eukaryota, Fungi, Ascomycota, Sordariomycetes, Glomerellales, Glomerellaceae. Gene Ontology annotation, biological process: proton transmembrane transport. Gene Ontology annotation, cellular component: plasma membrane.
AUGGCGUCCGACGAUGAGUCGAUCCGGCCUCUGCUGUGGUCCUUCUCCGGGUUCCGCGAGAACAGACGGCCGGCGCCGAUCAGGCGACAGCUGAGCCAGUCACGGACCAGCCUCCAAGAUGUGCUCGCAUCUCGGAAGAAACACUAUGCCGUGCUGGCCCUCGUAUCACUGGAUGUCGCCGCGCUCAUGGCCAACAUCUUUGUCGAGCUCGUCGCCUGCGAUAUGAAGCGGGAAGACGAGCCGUGGGUCAAGAACACGCGCGAAGGUCUCACCAUUGCGGGCCUCGUGUUUAGCUCUCUGUUCUUGAUCGAACUCGUAUUGUGCGUUAUUGCAUUUGGAUGGAGGUAUUUUGCAGAGUGGUUUCAUCUGCUCGAUGGCAUCGUCAUCGUGGCAAGCUUUGUUAUCGACGUGCUCUCGCACGGCAUCGUGGAAGAGAUUGCUUCCCUCGUCAUUGUGUUCCGUCUCUUCAGAUUUGUCAAAGUGGUCGAGGAGAUGAGCAUGGGGGCCGCGGAGAGGAUGGAGGGACUCGAGGAGCAGCUGGCAGCUCUAAGGAGAGAGAAUGGAGAGAUGAAGAGACAGUUGGCACGACGAUGA